GCUUUUCUAUGUCCCCAUACUACAACCUCUUUGAUUCACUUGAACCAAUGCCAAUGGAAAGUAUUGAAUUACUUAGCCAUCAACUCCCUCCAGGGUUCAGAUUCCAUCCAACUGAUGAGGAGCUAAUAAAUGCCUACUUGAAGAAAAAGAUCACCUCUUCAAUGACUCAAUUUACAUCAAUCAUUGCAGACAUAAACAUCUACAAGUACAAUCCAUGGGAUCUUCCAGGAAAGGCAUUUUUCGGGGAUGAAGAGUGGUUCUUUUUUAGUCCAAGAGAUCGAAAGUACCCGAAUGGAAUUCGACCAAAUAGAUCGGCCGCAUCAGGAUAUUGGAAGGCGACCGGUACCGAUAAGCCUAUUAUUGCUUCAAGUGGCUCUCACUGUGUUGGUGUCAAAAAAGCUCUUGUUUUCUACAAAGGCCGACCACCGAAAGGUAUCAAAACCGAAUGGGUGAUGCAUGAGUAUCGACUAAUUGAUCCUACUCUCAAUCAGCUCAAAAAUAAAGAUUCUAUGCGGUUGGAUGAUUGGGUUCUAUGUCGAAUACGACAAAAGAGUUAUUCUGGUUCUGUUAAUGAUGAACAAGGAAAUCAGAAGAUGGAGAUGCAAGAAGGAAGUGAUUAUGAGUUAUUUGCAUGUUAUGAUAAUAAUCAUAAUAGUAAUAGAAUUACCGAGCAAGAAGUUGGUAAUAAUUUGGUUGGUGAAACUCAGCCUUUUCAGGAGGUUAUUGGUACGAUCAAGAGAAAAGUUUCAGUUGGUGCAGUUGAUGAGAUCUUGAUGUUACCACAGAGUAGUAAUAAGAGAGUAAACUAUGGUGGUGGUCAAAUUGAGGAGUUUUCUCCAUUUGGCUUUGAUUUUGUUGAUCAAGAAUUUCUAAGCUUUUUAAUGUGAUUUUGGGAAUGUUAUUUACUUGUUUUGUCUUUGAUUGGAGA
Molecule: messenger RNA, 928 nt
Organism: Dioscorea cayenensis subsp. rotundata (Guinea yam)
Lineage: Eukaryota; Viridiplantae; Streptophyta; Magnoliopsida; Dioscoreales; Dioscoreaceae
Product: NAC transcription factor 29-like
Exons: 3
Coding region: 9-887 (292 amino acids)
Biological process (GO): regulation of DNA-templated transcription
Molecular function (GO): DNA binding
Source: RefSeq, a predicted model, not a curated record